CUGGGAUGCAUCAUGACACCAGUUUCCAUUUUCCAUUCCGUAUGCCACGAAGUAGUACCGACAAGAAGGUCCGGACAAAGGUCGCGCCGCACUCGGCCUUUGUAUGCCAAUACACGUCCAAGCGAUGCGACCGCGCUCGAUCCGCCAAGAAGAACGGACAGCUCCAUCGUCUCUGCGAGUACCACCGCGGCAAAGCGAACCGGUUCCAAAAAGCGUACAAGCUGCGCGUGACCAAAGCGAGUCCACCCGACUCGCCCGUCGUGCCGUUGACUCCUCCCCUGGCGGCAGACGACGACAACAACGACGGGUUGGAUCCGAUCCCGUUCUUCUCUACCGACUGCGACCUCUCAUGGAAUGCCGAAGACUAUCAAAUGCUGUGCGACGCCAUCAUCACUGCCGCGUAGAAGCCUACUGUACUACACCUACAGUACCUACUCUCUAUUUAACAACUUCGUUUGCUUUCU
This is a messenger RNA of Aphanomyces astaci, 464 nucleotides long. RefSeq lists its product as hypothetical. The record is from RefSeq and is a predicted model, not a curated record. NCBI's taxonomy places the organism in Eukaryota, Oomycota, Saprolegniomycetes, Saprolegniales, Verrucalvaceae. The coding region runs from base 6 to 404 and encodes 132 amino acids. The transcript has a single exon.